Haliotis rubra (blacklip abalone) is the source of this 1791-nucleotide messenger RNA. RefSeq lists its product as uncharacterized. The record is from RefSeq and is a predicted model, not a curated record. The transcript has 6 exons. NCBI's taxonomy places the organism in Eukaryota, Metazoa, Mollusca, Gastropoda, Lepetellida, Haliotidae. The coding region runs from base 44 to 1390 and encodes 448 amino acids.
CUUCGUCUGUCUUGAUUACAAUUAAUCUCUGAAGCUGAAGCCAAUGAAGGCUUUGAUUCAAGGUCUACUCAGUGAAUAUUUCCACAAAUAUGACUAUGCCAUGUUGUCUCUAGAACGUCUUCAAAACCACCUGGAACUCGAUAGUUUUGAAGAUUGUGUCCCUUGCUAUGAAACGAGAUCUGCAGUAAAGGCUCUAGUUCUGACACAUUGCUAUGGCAGAGGAAAAACAAAGGCAGAGAUUUCUAUACCAAGACUACCUCGCGGAAUAACACUGGUGGCAGCUAAUGCUUUGCCUAGCAUUGAUUUAACAAAUAUACUUCCAACCAAGAAGCGUGCAGGAAGAGGAAGAGCACGCAUACUGACCCAGCAUGCAGCCGAUCAAGCAGAACAGCUUAAAAGAUUCCCUGCAAGUACAGCUAGGCCUGCUUCAAUAGGGACAACUGGAGAAUCACUGUUUCAGUAUCCCUUUGGAAGUUCUACAUGCUCAUCAGAUUCAGGAACAACUCUUUUUGAUGAUUCUGAUUGUUACAUGUCUGAUGAAGAGAAUGGAAAUGAGGAAGAAAUCCUGCUGCCAUCACAGAGAGGGAUGGUGAGUCGUCCCUUUCUACCACCACCGAAACAUACAAAAUCUUUUGAUGUUCAAUCUAAAAAUGAUUUCCCAACACUUGGAGGAACACCUCAUGAUGACGUAAACAUGAAUACCAACAAUGCAGCUACAUCAGGAAGGACAUUCCCACCUUUACCACCAAGACUAAGCAAGAAAGUAACUAACGUAGACAUUAUUUUUGAACCAAUGAAAGACAGAAAGUCAAAGAAGAAACGAAAAUCAGAAAAUAAGAACAGAAGCGAAACUAAAAAGGCUUCUGCAAAUUCUCAGGAUACCCACAAAGAUAUACAUACUGACAGUACUAUGAUAGACUUGGAUGUGAUUUGCCACGCAGAAGAAAUUACCAAUAAAGAAAAUAAUUCUGUGAAGGACAUUUUAGAGGUAUCUGCACAGAUGGAACCUUUACCUGUAGAAGCAGUCGUAAAAGACUCAAGUGGUGGUGAGAUAGACUCAAAGAAAACAGUCACAUCUGACUCUUGUGAUGUGAAGAAUGUGAAAAGAGUUCAGUUACAACACGAAGAGUCUUGGACAAUUGUUGGGGCAAAUGUGAUACAGAUUGAAGGUAUCCCUACAGAUGGAAACACUACCGAAUUAGAGGAAAUGGUUUCAGCUUAUGGAGUUGUUUUGGAAUCGGAGAAGAAGACACUUUGUGAUGGGAGAGGGGCUAUGAGAUUCAGGUACAGUGAUUCAGAUUUCUGUGAGUGGGCUGUGUCUUGUCUGCAUGACUCUGAUUGUGUCUUCCCAGAUUCCCCUUGUAAUCUGGUGUGCUUCAUUGUGGAAUGAUGGAGAACAUGAUGAGACAAGGGAGAGCAGCACAGUUCGUGUAUGUAGUGAGAAUAAACACCCACUAAGAAAGUACCGCCACUCUGUAGCCGCCAGGAAGAUCGAAGUUGGUUAUGCCUGAGAACCAACUAGGCUGCCAUCAAUGAUUUUGCCAAAAAUGUGAUCUAUAUGGUCUUAGUGUCAUUUAGAAGCUUCUUUGUUCACCUACUAUAGUUUUGGGAGAAGAUCUGAACAGCAGUUGAUCAGCAAGAAAGCCAAAGGACAAAGCAAGUUGUUCAUACAAACAACUUUGUCAACGUAUUAUACUGAAAGAUAGCAGUUGCCUGGUUUCAUUUAGGAUAACAAUAACACCGUUGAAGUAGAUUAUUUAUGAAUUAUCAUAUCAGACUGAAAUAUGCAGU